ACAAGGCUUAAAUUAAUACAUAACUUUAACCAGAGGAACUUUGCAUAAAGCGAAAAGUUGAUGUUUUUCAAGGAAAUACUCUCAGUAUUUAUUAAGGCGCUCUAAAUGGAUCUUAAGGAGAAACUUUUGGCAGAAGAGAAAAAGUUAAAAGAACUAACUCUUGCUCGCGAGGAAAGACGUCGGAAAAGACAGCAGGCUCGGGAACACCAAGAAGAUACGAAUUCUCCUCUUAAUGAAGAAUUUAAGGAUGAAACUAGUACAAGUGGAAUUAACGUUGACUCGAAUGGGAGAAAGCAAAAAGAUGAGGAUUUAAUAACUGAAAAGAUUCAGGCCACUACAAAUGAACCAGAAGCAGAAUCAAGGAAAUGGAGUAACGACGAUAUUAAGGAAAAGGAAGCAGAGGUGCUAACAAUUUCCGAUAUAGACGAUUUAGAAAGGACAUUAAGAAAUCUUGAAGCAGUAUGCAACGACACAAAUCUUUCUUACGAAGAGCGCUCAGCCGUUAGAAGACGCAUUCGUAAACUUAAAAGUGAAGCCAUAACAUAUCAGGAUGUGUGCUCGGAGAAUAAAAAAGAUGCAAGCGGAAAAGAAAAUUAUAAGAAUAAAAAAGAAAUGUUUAAAACUUCAAUGGCCUCUAACGAGGGUGGCAAUUACCCUCGUCCAGGGUUUACUAGAAAAACUGUGGAAUCCAUAAAGGAUAAACAGGAAGAAGAGAGAGCCGCUGAGUUCGUUAAUAACCAGGAUGUCUGCAAAAAGAAUAAAAAGGAUGCGACCGAAGAUAAAUAUUUUGAGAAAAAGGCGUCCAAAACCUUAAUGGGCUCUCAUAAGGGUGGCAGUUACCCUCUUCAGGAGUCAUCUAGAAAAUCUGUGGAACCCAAACAAGAUAAACAGAAAGAAGAGAGAAUCGCUGAGUUCGUUGAAACUAAAAAGCAGGCGCCUGAAGUUAAGGCGAAUGACGCUUCAGAUAAUUUAUUGAAUAAAGGUUUGCCUCAAAACCAUGAAAUCCUUUUAAAAGAACUUGAAUCUGUUCGAGACGAUCCAAAAGCUACAUAUAAUGAGCGUUCAGAGGCUCGAAGAAAGAUUCGAGAACUUAAGAGGGAUGGUUAUUUAAUGCCCGAUAAAGGAGUGAAAGUCGAUCAAAAAAUACCUACAAAGGAAAUAGAAAAACAGUCAACCAAAAUGCAGUCGCAACUUAAAUUAAACGAGGAAGUUGGAAGUAGAAAAAGUAAUGAAAGUAUUAACGAAAAAUAUUCUGGAAGUAAGCCCAGUAAGCAAAGUAAAACAAACGCUGGCGCUGCUAUUACAAAAACACCGGAAAAAAAAGAGGGAAAGUCGAAAACUUUAGAAAGCCCCACUUUGCAAGUCUCCAAAAACGUUUUUAAACCGGCUGAAGGAAAUCUUUUGAAGGCCACCGUUGCCCUCUUAAAUAAAGCCUUUCAUAAAAAUAUUCAGUGUAGUGAGAGGGAUUUGCUUACCGCCAUCAAAGAUGGAGUUUUAUUGAAUCAGUUUUUAAAUUAUUGCGUUCCUGAUGCGAUUGACGAGCGCGUAAUUAAUAGGAAUGCUGGAAAUAACGCUGGCAUAUUUUAUUUUAUAGAUAUAAAUUAA
Messenger RNA from Zophobas morio, 1605 nucleotides. RefSeq lists its product as uncharacterized. The coding region runs from base 106 to 1605 and encodes 499 amino acids. The transcript has 18 exons. NCBI's taxonomy places the organism in Eukaryota, Metazoa, Arthropoda, Insecta, Coleoptera, Tenebrionidae. The record is from RefSeq and is a predicted model, not a curated record.